Messenger RNA from Pangasianodon hypophthalmus (striped catfish), 2424 nucleotides. It is a transcript of the gene eif4a1a, whose product is annotated as eukaryotic translation initiation factor 4A1A. The transcript is spliced from 11 exons. The record is from RefSeq and is a predicted model, not a curated record. Gene Ontology annotation, molecular function: translation initiation factor activity; RNA helicase activity; ATP binding. Gene Ontology annotation, biological process: cytoplasmic translational initiation. Gene Ontology annotation, cellular component: cytoplasmic stress granule. The coding region runs from base 82 to 1302 and encodes 406 amino acids. NCBI's taxonomy places the organism in Eukaryota, Metazoa, Chordata, Actinopteri, Siluriformes, Pangasiidae.
CUGCUCCAAUUAAAAUUCUUCGGUUGGCUUCACUGCGCACGUAUUUAGCACUUUUCCGCCCUUCUGCCUUUCUUUGUGAUAAUGUCGGCUCAACAUGAACAUAGACCUAGAGACAAUGGCCCCGAGGGCAUGGAGCCAGAUGGAGUCAUUGAGGGCAACUGGAAGGAGAUUGUCGACAGUUUUGAUGACAUGAACCUGCGUGAGAAUCUUCUCAGGGGAAUAUAUGCCUAUGGUUUUGAGAAACCUUCUGCCAUUCAGCAGAGGGCCAUUCUCCCUUGUAUCAAGGGGUAUGAUGUCAUCGCUCAGGCUCAGUCCGGAACGGGGAAGACAGCCACGUUUGCCAUCUCCAUCCUGCAACAGAUUGAUAUUGAGCUGAAGGGCACUCAAGCCAUGGUCCUGGCCCCAACCAGAGAGCUUGCUCAACAGAUCCAGAAGGUGGUUCUUGCCCUUGGAGACUACAUGGGUGCUACCUGCCAUGCCUGCAUUGGUGGCACCAACGUCCGUAACGAGGUGCAGAAGCUCCAGGCUGAUGUGCCCCACAUAGUGGUUGGAACCCCUGGGCGGGUCUUUGACAUGCUUAACCGACGCUAUCUCUCUCCCAAAUACAUCAAGAUGUUUGCAUUGGAUGAAGCUGAUGAGAUGUUGAGCCGAGGAUUCAAGGACCAAAUCUACGAGAUUUUCCAGAAGCUGUCAACUGACAUUCAGGUGAUUCUGUUGUCGGCCACCAUGCCCCAGGAGGUGCUGGAUGUCACCACCAAGUUCAUGCGAGACCCUGUAAGGAUCCUGGUCAAGAAAGAGGAGCUGACCCUGGAGGGUAUUCGUCAGUUCUACAUUAACGUGGAGAGGGAGGAGUGGAAGCUGGACACUCUGUGUGAUCUGUAUGAGACACUGACCAUCACUCAAGCUGUUAUCUUCAUUAACACUCGCCGGAAGGUGGAUUGGCUGACUGAGAAGAUGCAUGCCAGAGACUUUACAGUCUCUGCUUUGCAUGGAGACAUGGACCAGAAGGAGAGAGAUUUAAUCAUGAAGGAGUUCCGCUCUGGCUCCAGUCGUGUCCUCAUCACCACUGACCUGCUGGCUCGAGGCAUUGAUGUGCAGCAGGUUUCCCUGGUUAUCAACUAUGAUUUGCCCACAAACAGGGAGAAUUACAUCCACAGGAUCGGGCGCGGUGGCCGUUUUGGUAGAAAGGGUGUUGCUAUCAACAUGGUGACUGAGGAUGACAAGCGCACGCUCCGGGACAUUGAGACCUUCUACAACACCACCGUGGAGGAGAUGCCCAUGAAUGUGGCUGACUUGAUCUGAAAACAUCUUUCCACUCCUUUCUUCCCCCACUUCAUUUCUUUGUCUCCUGUUUGUCUGGACUUGUAUAUGCUCCUUUCCCCUCUAAAUCCACCACUCUGCCCCAAUGAUUAUCACUGUUCACAGCAAGACAUUAUAAAAUCUGCAUCAUGGGUGUCUUUGAAAAGACUUUCUUGAGUGUUCUUUUUAGCAUUUAAAGAUGAUUGAUUCAUUUGGAGUGAGCCUUGUGCAGUGACGUUAUCCCUAUGACAUGUUCCAUCCACCUAUUUUAUUGUUCUGUAUAUUUGUAUCUAUUGACUAAAGAGCUGAGCACCAAAUGGUUGAAGUGGACCUGUUUAUUUGACUUUCCAUUUUGCCAUAAAUUGUGGCUGCUCUAAUAGUUUAUGGAAAAGUAUGGCAGAAAAUAUAAGGUGAUGAGUGUGAAACUCUCAUCUUGCUCAGCCAGGUAUUUGGGUAUAGAUCUGUCUUGCAUUCAAAGUAUUAACUCUUCUGUGCUUUCAGGGUGGAGUGUGAGCCUUUGUGCUUUUUUUUUUUUGCAGUGCUUGAACAGAAACACUGCCAUCACUUCUGUUAGAAAUUGCUGAAUCAAUAAGCGUUGUAUUACCGGACAUGAUUUUUACAUCUUAAUCUUGUAUAGUGCCAUUUUACAGUAGCAUUUUCUUCUAAAUAGACAUUUCUCAUUUCACCCAUGCCACACAUGGCUAGGUGUUGGGACAUUAUCACCACAUAGUGUAUUGUAUAGAAUCUGUGUAAGUCCUGUAUUGAGGAGUGUUGCUCCAGUAACCUACCUCACCAAAAGAGAUUGGAGGGGUCUUUAAAGGACCAAACUACAAAUGAUUAUGUAGAGAUUCUAACGUUACUUUUUUUUUUUUCUUUUUUUUUUUUUUUUUUUUUUUUUUUUUUUUUUUUUUUCUCCUCUGGUUUAAAAAGCCUGUCUUGUGGAGUGGGAAUGGAGGGUUGGCUGUGCAGUUUACAUUGCUCAGUGCUGUUUUUUUAAAUGAAUUUAUUAAAAUGUGAUAACCUUUUUCAGACAGAAGCCGUGUAUUAAACUUUUUCUACAUUGGAUUCUGUAUAGUAUUUAUUUUAAUUUUCUUAAAUAAAGGUAUUUCUUUUUAACAAGUCAAA